Messenger RNA from Lodderomyces orthopsilosis Co 90-125, 2742 nucleotides. RefSeq names its product metallo-aminopeptidase (gene APE2). The transcript has a single exon. Gene Ontology annotation, biological process: proteolysis; peptide catabolic process. Gene Ontology annotation, molecular function: zinc ion binding; metalloaminopeptidase activity; peptide binding. Bases 1 to 2742 code for a protein of 913 amino acids. Lineage: Eukaryota; Fungi; Ascomycota; Pichiomycetes; Serinales; Debaryomycetaceae. Gene Ontology annotation, cellular component: cytoplasm. The record is from RefSeq and is a predicted model, not a curated record.
AUGCAUUUGACAUUUCUACGAAUACCGAUUCGUAGUGCUUUUCAAAAACGUGUCGCCACCACCUCACAAAAUAUUUUUCAAACUCCGCGAAUAAAUCAAUUUCCUUUUAGAACACAUCAAUUGCAAUUGCCUAGUUUAUACAGAAUGUGCUCCAGUCAAUCAAACCCACAGGAAAGAGAAGUCUUACCUACGAACGUGACCCCAUUGCAUUAUGAUUUAACGUUGGAACCAAAAUUUGAUACUUUUAAAUUCAAUGGUCAAGAAACAAUUGACUUUCAUGUUAAUGAGAGAACCGAUUUUAUUACAUUGAAUUCAUUGGAGAUUGAGGUUCAAGAAGCCAAGCUUGAUGAGGUUCCCAUCAAGGAUAUUACCUAUGAUACUGAUAAACAAACUGUUACUUUCAAAUUGCCAGACCACUUGGUCAAAGAUGCACAAGCUCAAUUGCAUUUGAAGUUUAUUGGUGAAUUGAAUGACAAAAUGGCUGGUUUCUAUAGAUCAACCUAUAAGGAAGAUGGCAAAACAAAGUACUUGGCAACUACUCAAAUGGAACCAACCGACUGUCGUAGAGCAUUUCCAUCUUAUGAUGAACCCUCAGCCAAGGCAAAAUUCACCAUUUCUUUAAUUGCUGAUGAAGGGUUGGUUUGUUUGUCUAACAUGGAUGAAAAGGAGACCAAUUUGAUUGGUGAACACAAGAAAAAGGUCACUUUCAACACGACUCCAUUAAUGUCAACCUACCUUGUUGCAUUUAUUGUUGGUGAUUUAAAGUAUGUUGAAAAUAAUGACUACCGCGUCCCAAUCAAGGUUUAUGCAACCCCAGGAUCAGAACAUUUAGGUCAGUACUCGGCCGACAUUGCUGCCAAGACCUUGGCAUUUUUUGAUAAAAAGUUUGACAUUCCGUACCCAUUGCCAAAGUGUGAUAUGGUUGCCAUUCACGAUUUCUCAGCCGGUGCUAUGGAAAAUUUUGGUUUAAUCACUUAUAGAACUGUUGAUUUAUUGAUUGAUCCUGAAAACACUAACGUCAACACCAAGCAAAGAGUAACGGAGGUUGUCAUGCACGAAUUGGCACAUCAAUGGUUUGGUAACUUGGUGACAAUGGACUUUUGGGACGGAUUGUGGUUGAAUGAAGGCUUUGCCACUUGGAUGUCCUGGUAUGCUUGUGAUGCGUUAUACCCAGACUGGAAAGUCUGGGAAUCUUAUGUGUCCGAUUCCUUGCAGCAAGCUUUAACUUUGGAUGCCUUGAGGGCUUCCCAUCCUAUUGAGGUUCCAGUAAAGAGAGCCGAUGAAAUUAAUCAAAUUUUCGACGCAAUUUCGUAUUCCAAAGGUUCAUCUUUAUUGAAAAUGAUUUCAAGAUGGUUGGGUGAAGAUGUGUUUAUCAAAGGGGUCUCUAAUUAUUUGAAAAAGCACAAAUGGGGCAAUACGCAAACCUUGGACUUGUGGAAAGCAUUGAGCGAAGCUUCAGGCAAGGAUGUGGUCAAGGUUAUGGAUAUUUGGACAAAAAACAUUGGUUUCCCGAUUGUCAAGGUUGAAGAAGAGGGAAAUACAAUUAAGGUUACGCAAAACCGUUUCUUGGCCACUGGUGAUGUCAAACCAGACGAGGAUACAGUAUUGUACCCAGUGUUCUUGGGCUUAAAAACUAGCAAAGGUCUUGACGAGUCAUUGGUUUUGAAUGAUAGAUCCUCUACAUUCAAGUUACCAACUGAUGACGAUUUCUUCAAAAUCAACGGCGAUCAAGCUGGAAUUUACCGUACUGCUUAUGAACCAUCAAGAUGGAACAAGUUGGGAAAAGCUGGUGUUGAUGGUAAACUCUCAGUUGAGGAUCGUGUUGGUUUAGUUGCUGAUGCUGGUUCGUUAGCCUCCUCAGGCUUUAUCAAAACUUCAAGCUUGUUAGAUUUGGUCAAGUCAUGGUCUAAAGAGUCCAACUAUGUCGUUUGGGAUGAAAUUUUAACCAGGAUUGGAUCCAUCAAGGCAGCUUUGUUGUUUGAGGAUGAAACUACCAAGAAUGCCUUGAAGGCAUUCACUAGGGACCUAAUUGGUGUAAAAUUGAAUGAAAUUGGAUGGGACUUUAAAGAUUCCGACUCAUUUGCAGAUCAACAAUUGAAAAGCUCGUUGUUUGCCUCUGCAGCAAACUCCGAUGACCCUAAAGCAGUUGAAUUUGCCAAAGAUACAUUUAAAAAGUUUGUUGCUGGUGAUAAAAAAGCCAUUCAUCCCAACUUGAGAGCCACCAUUUUCAACAUCAAUGCCAAAAACGGUGACAAAAAGACCUUUGAUGAAAUCUUCAACAUUUACAAGAACCCACAAUCAAUCGAGGAGAAAAUUGCUGCUUUGCGUGCGUUGGGUAGAUUUGAGAAACCAGAGAUUAUGGACAAAGUUACUGGGUUGUUAUUGCAAACUGAUGUUAUCAAACAACAAGACAUCUAUAUCCCAAUGCAAGGUUUGAGAUCACACGCUGGUGGUGUUAUCAAGUUGUGGCAAUGGUUAAAGGAAAAUUGGGACGAGGUUUACGAAUUGUUGCCACCCGGAUUAUCAAUGUUGGGAUCAGUUGUCACUUUGGGAACUUCUGGAUUCACCAAGGAACAUCAAAAGAACGAUGUUGAAGAGUUCUUCAGCUCAAAAGAUACGAAAGGAUACAACCAAGGUUUGGCUCAAUCAUUGGAUAUUAUCACCGCCAAGGGCAAAUGGGCCGACCGUGACUCAAAGUUGAUUUUAGAGUGGCUUUCCGCUAACGGAUAUAAUUCUAUGUAG